Molecule: messenger RNA, 310 nt
Organism: Sipha flava (yellow sugarcane aphid)
Lineage: Eukaryota; Metazoa; Arthropoda; Insecta; Hemiptera; Aphididae
Exons: 1
Source: RefSeq, a predicted model, not a curated record
UGAUCCGACGAUAGAACAUCAGUCGAUCGAUCCGAUCCCAAGUCGAACCACAAUGAAAGGAUUUUUCAGCUUAGUGUGCGCGUUCAGCCUGUGCGCCUGCGCGUUGGCAACGGAAACCGCAAGCAAACCGACAGAAAAGUCCGUUGCCGCUACCGACGAUAAGGCCCAGAACAAACGGAGUCUGUUCGACAUCGGCUACGGCUACGGAUCCGGCUACGGAUUCGGUCACGAGUUGAGCGGCCAUGACUUCCAACACGGACACGAACAGCAAGUCCUGUCCAAAACGAUCAUCAAGGAGGUAGCCCAGCCG